This is a messenger RNA of Dunckerocampus dactyliophorus (ringed pipefish), 1841 nucleotides long. RefSeq names its product zinc finger protein OZF-like. Lineage: Eukaryota; Metazoa; Chordata; Actinopteri; Syngnathiformes; Syngnathidae. Gene Ontology annotation, cellular component: nucleus. The record is from RefSeq and is a predicted model, not a curated record. The transcript has 2 exons. Bases 118 to 1611 code for a protein of 497 amino acids.
GAAAAAGGCGGAAGUUAGACGUCGAGGGGAAAAAGAGAACGAAAAUUAGCAAAGCUCCAAGCUUGUGAUUAGCCUAUUCGCUAAAAAAAACAAAAACAAAAAACAACAGCAUUCAAAAUGUUGACAGAGUUGAUCAGAGAGCGACUAAUGGUAGCGGCUGAUGAAAUAUCGGCGAUGUUUGAAAGAAAUAUCGCGUCCUACGAGGAGGAACUUUGUCAAACAAGAAAGGAGAACGAGCGACUUCGACAACAACUGGAAGCUGUUAGCAAGACUCGCGUUGAAGACAUCCAGCAGCUGUUUGAUCAUCAAGAAGUACUUCCCCCUCGGCCGCAACGGGAGGAGAGCUCCACUGUGGAGCAGGAGGACCCCCAGCCCCACCACGUUAAAGAGGAAGAGGAUCCCCUGUCCCACAGCGUUAAAGAGGAAGAGGAGGAACUCUGCAUCACUCAGGAGGGAGAAUGUCUUCUAGGGCCGGAGGAGGCUGAUCUCACCAAGUCACUGACUGUUGUCUCUGUGAAGACUGAAGACUAUGAAGACAAACCACCUGAGUCCUCACACCUUCAUCACGGUCCGAGUGAGGAGAUCAGAGGGGCGGAGUCUCCAAGCAGCAGCAGCUCACCACAGCACAUGACAACAGAAGCUGGCGGAGACCACUGUGAAGGAUCACAAGCGGAGAACCUCUUAGCUCCGCUAUCAGAUAGCGACAACACGUCACUCUGUCCUGGGGCUGAAGACGGGGAGGACAGGGCUCACGUUGACGACAAACACUGCUCAGUUUGUGCGAAAGGCUUUGCUGAUGAGAGGGAUUUCACUCGACACAUGAGAACACACACAAAACCUUUUACUUGCUCAGUUUGUGACAAAAGAUUCUCUGAAAAGUCAAAUAUGGUAAAACACACGCAGACACACACUGGAGAAAAACCUUUUAGUUGUUCAGCUUGUGGUAAAAGAUUCUUUCAGAAGUCAAAUAUGUUGAAACACAUGAGAAAACACACUGGAGAAAAAACGUUUGGUUGUUCAGUUUGUGGUGAAAGAUUCACUGAAAAGUCAAGUAUGGUAAAUCACAUGAGAACACACACUGGAGAAAAACCUUUUUGUUGCUCAGUUUGCGGUAAAGGAUUCUCCCAAAAGUCAAAUAUGGCGAAACACAUGACAACACACAAACCUUAUUCCUGCUCACUUUGUGCUAAAUCAUUUACUCAGCCAGCCAGUUUGACAGCACACAUGCGUAUGCACAAUGGAGACAAGCCUUUCAGCUGCUCCGUCUGUGGUAAAGGAUUCUCUCGAAAUUUACAUAUGGAAUCACACAUGCGGACGCACACGGGAGAAAAACCUUUCUGUUGCUCAGUUUGCGGCAAAGCAUUCAGCACCAAGGUGUCUUUGCGCGGACACCAAAGAACACACACUGGAGAAAAACCUUUCAGUUGUUCGGUUUGUGGUAAAAGUUUCUCAGAGAGGUCAAACGUGGCAUCGCACGUGAGAACGCACACGGGCGAAAAACCGUACUCCUGUUCACUUUGUCCAAAAGCAUUCUGUCGGCAGAACAAUUUGACAGUACACAUGCGGACCCACAACAGGCCAACGGAUGUUGUCCUGUCCAGUUUGUGCUGAAAGAUUGUCAAAUCAUGCAGGCGUCAUGUUACCUAGAAAGUGAUGUUCUGCCGUGUGUAUAGUACCAGAUUCCCUCACGACUUCCAAAUGAGUGCUUCUAAGAACAAACACUGAAGCAAAUAAGAGAUGAUGACUUUCAGUGGCCGAUCGAUUGCCGCAACCGUAAUAUAAACUGCUGUACAUAAUUCCCUGUGGGUGCUGUCAGUUCACUUCUGGGCCACACAGUGACU